GGUUGAGGGUGUGAAUGGUAACAUUGGCAAAGAAAGUCGUAUAUAGUAUAUCGAUUGCGUCCAAAAUCAAAGAAAGAACGAACGAAAGAAACAUAUGCAGUGUUGAUCAUCAUCAUCGGAUCGGAGAUGAUAUGAGAUGAAGAAGAGCAGCAGUAACAAUAUGGUUGCGGCGGCGGACAAGACUCGGGCCUUGCCCGUAGACCCGAAUCUUCCACGGUGGGUCUGCCAAAACUGCCAUCAUACUCUCUCCAUCACCGGCGUCGAUGAUUCCACCUACCGACCGGGAUCUUCCAUGCAUGGAGCAGGGAGUGUGUUAGGCAGUCGCAUGGAUCAGUCAUUUGUUGUGUUGCCAAAACAAAAGCCUGGCAUUCCUCCUCGUCCGGUGCAGUCUGUGAAGGCGAUGGAAGAAUCGUUUGUGGUAUUGCCUCCACCUGCUGCAUCUGUCUACAAGUCUGCUGAUGGGACCACACAUGUUCCAUCACAUGAUGAGAGUACCGCUCCUGCACGUGCAAAUAAUUCUGGGUUCCACUCAACCAUAACCGUCUUAAAGCGUGCAUUUGAGAUUGCCACAACCCAAACACAGGUUGAGCAACCUUUAUGCCUGGAAUGCAUGAGGGUAUUAUCUGAUAAGCUUGAUAAGGAGGUUGAAGAUGUCAACACUGAUAUUAAGGCAUAUGAAGCCUGCCUUCAGCGAUUGGAGGGAGAGCCACGCAAUCUGCUUACCGAAGCUGACUUUUUGAGAGAAAAACUAAAGAUAGAAGAAGAAGAACGUAAACUUGAAGCAGCAAUCCAAGAGACCGAAAAACAGUGUAGUCAAGUAACUGGCGAACUAAAGGAACUUGAACUUAAAUCUAAUCGCUUUAAAGAGUUGGAGGAACGGUAUUGGCAUGAGUUCAAUAAUUUCCAGUUUCAGUUGAUAUCCCAUCAGGAAGAGAGAGAUGCAAUAUUGGCGAAAAUAGAAGUUUCACAAGCACAUUUAGAACUUCUGAAGAGAACGAAUGUCCUGAAUGAUGCAUUUCCAAUUUGGUAUGAUGGAGAAUUUGGAACAAUUAACAAUUUCAGGCUGGGAAGACUGCCUAAAAUUCCAGUUGAGUGGGAUGAGAUAAAUGCUGCAUGGGGUCAAGCUUGCCUGCUGCUUCAUACAAUGUCCCAAUACUUCAGACCAAAGUACCAAUACCGAAUAAAAAUUCUUCCUAUGGGAAGUUAUCCUCGGAUAAUGGACACUGGCAACAAUACUUAUGAGUUGUUUGGUCCUGUGAAUCUGUUUUGGAGCACUCGAUAUGACAAGGCAAUGACGCUGUUCUUGACAUGUCUCAAGGACUUUGCAGAAUUUGCAAACUCCAAGGAUAAAGAAAAUAACAUACCAGCUGAUAAAUGUUUCAAGCUUCCGUAUAAGAUAGAGAAUGACAAAGUGGAAAGCUAUUCCAUCACACAAAGCUUCAACAAACAGGAGAGCUGGACAAAAGCUCUCAAGUAUACCCUCUGCAAUUUGAAGUGGGCACUCUACUGGUUUGUUGGUAAUACCAAUUUUCAGCCGCUGCUCUCGCAGGUCCCAUCUUCAUCUUCUUCAACUUCUUUGUACAGAAAGCAGCAGGGCUCCAAAACAAGUUAAUAUAUUCCUACUGUAAUUUUAUAACAAGACAACAAGUUUGUUUACUAACAAUGCAUGCAAAUCAAGUAAAAUGGUAGUACACUCUGCACAUAUAUAUGUAUCAGUUUGAAUUAUUAUUAACUUUAAUCCCACAA
Helianthus annuus (common sunflower) is the source of this 1746-nucleotide messenger RNA. Its product is annotated as beclin-1-like protein. The transcript is spliced from 9 exons. The record is from RefSeq and is a predicted model, not a curated record. The coding region runs from base 137 to 1612 and encodes 491 amino acids. NCBI's taxonomy places the organism in Eukaryota, Viridiplantae, Streptophyta, Magnoliopsida, Asterales, Asteraceae. Gene Ontology annotation, cellular component: phosphatidylinositol 3-kinase complex, class III, type II; phagophore assembly site; phosphatidylinositol 3-kinase complex, class III, type I. Gene Ontology annotation, biological process: autophagy; late endosome to vacuole transport; autophagosome assembly.